GCUUGCGAUAGUGUCCAUUGAGUGCUGGUGGGUUGGGUAGGAGUGCGCAGUACUGUUCUUUUCUAAUAUGAAUGGAAAUAAAAAAUAAAAAUACAGUGAAAAGGCAAAAAAUAAAGCAUUCCAUAAUUUUACGAUUCAGUUUGUUAGACUAUGGAGGGGAAUCCAACAGGUGGUUCUGGUCUGUGCAAAAAUGAAGAAUUGUCGGGUCAAGCAAUGUCAGGAGAAAAAGACACUAGCCGUCAGAGUGACAAACACCCUGUUUGCAGACCUGACGUAGCCAGAGCGCGCUGGAGUCUGCUGAGCCAGGUGUUGAAGCACAAACAACUGGACAACAUAGAGGUGCAGCAAGUGUCUGUGAGGAGGUUUUCCUCUUUCAAUCUUUUCACCAGAACCAGAGUAAGGGACCUGGAGAUAGAGGAGCCUGGAGAUGAGAUGUGGUUUGAAUACAGAAGUGCUACUUUCCCACAAUUCCGUGCCUUCUUAAGGGAUAACCUUGGACCUAUCAAAGUCAAUGAGGUGCUCAACAGUUUCGACAACACCGGAAAUGUCUGUGUAUGGCCAUCAGAAGAAGUACUGGCCUAUUACUGCCUGAAGAACCGCCACAUGUUCAGGGAUGUCACUGUGUGUGAGUUGGGUGGAGGGAUGACCUGUCUGGCUGGACUUAUGAUCGCUAUUUCUGCUGAUGCGAAAGAAGUUUUGCUAUCAGAUGGAAAUGAAAAGGCCAUCCAGAAUGUGCGCAAAGUCAUUGAACUGAACAGAAAGGCUGGCGUUUUCAAGACAGCCACUGUGUCAAGCUGCGUGGUGCGAUGGGACGAUGAGUCUGAUGUCUCGGCACUGGAAGGCCAUUUUGAUAUUGUAAUCUGUGCUGACUGCCUCUUUCUGGACCAGUACAGAGCCAGCCUCGUUGAUGCAAUAAAGAGAUUACUCAAACCGAAUGGGAGCGCCAUUGUGUUGGCUCCGCGGCGAGGCGGCACGCUCGGCGAGUUCUGCAGCCUGGCCGAAAGAGCCGGCUUCUCCAUUUGCAGAUAUGAAAAUUACGACGAGCACAUUUGGAACCUUCAUUCAAAGAUGAAGAGUGAGACGUCACAGUCGUAUGAUGAGAAUCUCCACUACCCUGUGUUGCUGACUCUGACCUGGAGCCGACCUCAGACGCACACCUGACCAGAGGACCUCGCAGUGGUACAACAGCGAACCUCCAUCUCCUCACCUGCCACUAUGCCUCAGCCCUGCGAUCACUGUUAACCCGCGUAUGGUACUAUAUUCCUUUAUUUUUGUUAGCAAUUAUAAUUCAGAAGCUGAUUCAGUGUUUUAUAAAACAAAACUUUUUUUAUUGUAAGUCAAACCCUGUCCUUGCUCCCCUCUCCCUCCCCUACCGUUCAGUACAAAUUGUGAUGAAAAUCAGUAUUAAAGAUGUUACUGUUAUUUUUUAUAUUGUGUGCCUGGACUUUCACAAGGUUUUGUAGCGUGAAAGUGUGUCCAGUUUAAAUGUGCAAAGUGUAAAAUAAUGACACGAAGCAGGUGAAGACAAUGAUGGACAACGUAGAAUGAUGACAAUUUAUCGGCGGAAGUUCAAACAUUUUUACUUUUGUUACAUUUAAUAAGGCUAAUUUACAGUAUAACAGAGUAAGCCUCAGAUAUUCCAUACUGCUCUAAUGGCCUGAAAACAAGUUGGAGCCCACUUCUUAUUGACCAGGAAUAUAUCACAUCUACAGUGUAAAAUCAAGGAACACUAAACAUUAUUUUAAUUCUGUGCCAUUUUUCACCAUUUUUACCAUUUGACACAGUGUAAUGCAAUUUAUCUAGAAAGGCCUUGAAGUAUCACUCGAGAUACUUUGACGCUUGUGUCACGAGUUCUAAAUUGUGCACUGCUCAAUGCAAGAAAAUAACAUAUGGAAAUCAUUCAGUACAGUUCCAUCUUUGUACGUUUUUUCUUUUCUGCCUUUUUUUCCAUAGUUUUGAUCUCUCUCAAAAAAGCAGUUAAUUCUCAGCAGUUGCACCAAAAGGUACCACGUCUUAGUGCGAUUUAGCACAAAAUAACCCUUGCAUUUAAUAUAAUGUGUCAGUUGAAAGGACAUAGCUUCUGCUUUUGGUGUUCUAACUGUGAGAUCAAGUGGGUUCCCUAAGUUUCAAGCUGUAAAAACUGCCAUCCUGGAAAACCAAAAACCUUUCUGCACUGUUUUUAUCCCACGCCAUUAGAUUGCUAAGGGCACUUUAUGAGCUUUUAUUUGUCAGCCAGACUAUCUGUGGUUUUUGUCUAAGUUCCAUCAAGAGAUCUUGAAAAACCUGUGCUUUUUACUAUGCAGAUGUACUGUAUAUGGAAAAGAAUUUUAAGAAGGCAUUUAUUAUGUUUUAUGUGUGCUAGCCAUAUCAUAUGGUUAUAAUAACUCUUGAAUAAACAAAUGGAAAUAUCCCAA
Messenger RNA from Lepisosteus oculatus (spotted gar), 2414 nucleotides. It is a transcript of the gene camkmt, whose product is annotated as calmodulin-lysine N-methyltransferase. Gene Ontology annotation, molecular function: calmodulin-lysine N-methyltransferase activity. Gene Ontology annotation, cellular component: cytoplasm. The record is from RefSeq and is a predicted model, not a curated record. NCBI's taxonomy places the organism in Eukaryota, Metazoa, Chordata, Actinopteri, Semionotiformes, Lepisosteidae.